Molecule: messenger RNA, 1306 nt
Organism: Tachysurus vachellii
Lineage: Eukaryota; Metazoa; Chordata; Actinopteri; Siluriformes; Bagridae
Gene: batf2
Product: basic leucine zipper ATF-like transcription factor 2
Exons: 3
Coding region: 364-864 (166 amino acids)
Biological process (GO): regulation of transcription by RNA polymerase II
Cellular component (GO): nucleus
Molecular function (GO): DNA-binding transcription factor activity, RNA polymerase II-specific; RNA polymerase II cis-regulatory region sequence-specific DNA binding
Source: RefSeq, a predicted model, not a curated record
GAGCGGGAAGGGUGAAAUAUACGGGAAGAGCGUCCUGGCGCAAUGUGCCCCGACUUCCGCUCUCCACCUCCGCGAACGCGCCCGUUUCAAAUAAUGUGAAAGCGAAAGCGGCCGAACUUCAAGCUGUCACUAUAUAAUAAACCAAGACAGAGAUCACAUCAGUUUAGCUUAGUCAGGCCAAUGUCCUUCCGCACAGUUACAUCAGUUAAAGCCCACUCUUUUUCUUAGAAAGACAAGAACAUCAGUAUUUAAAGGGUUCAACAGAUUGGAGCUUCACUUUUCUUCACUGGACUGAGGAACAUGGAAACGUCCUAUAAAUAACUUGGUUUUUUAAAAGCCUGGAGACGGAACAGUUCUCUCGAGAUGCCAUUUGCACUCAUGGAAAAGGCAGAUGAAGAAACAAGCUCUUUCUCUGGAAGUGAUUCUCAGAGUCCACAGAACUGGGGCAGAGAUCAGGCAGGAGGGAGGGUUUGUCAGCGCCGACAGAGGAACAGAGAUGCAGCUCGGAAGAGUCGCAAAAAACAGACAGAGAGGGCAGAUGUGCUCCAUGAAGAAAUGCAAACUCUGGAACAGGCCAACGCUAACUUAUUGAAAGAGAUUUCUGAACUGGAGAAGGAAAUGCAGUGCUACACUACAGCCUUAAAAGAACAUGAACCACACUGUACACUAUCAUGUUGGUCUGGACCUUCCAUACCGCACAUGUCUACCUCAAACUCGCACCAGUUCUUUAAUAACCCGAAGACUGGUGAAGAGCCUGCUUUUCCAACACAUGAUCCAGCUGCACCGGACGUCUCGCUUGCUGAGCUCCUGAACAGGACUGACUGGGUGCCAUGGGACUUUGACAUAAGAUUACCACCAUUUUGAAAAAAAAAAGGAAAAUGUUCUUUCUUCUAACACCUCUGUCCAGCUUUCACAUUGCUAAUGGGUGAUAGUCUUUAGAAGUCUGUGGGGUUGUACUAAGAUAUAUUAUUAAAAUUCAAAUUAAUGUUUAGAUUUGAUAAAUACAGUCUGUUUUUCAGUGUAGUAUGUAAUGACCUGAAUGAAAAAUGUGUACACCAUAAUGAUUUCACUUGUCUACAAACCAUUUGCUGCUAAUUUGUGUGAAAAAAGGAACAUUAACACAAAAUGUGUGUUGAUUUGUAUAUUUGCAUUCCAGUUUAUAUAUGCAUAUAUAAAUAUAUAGUGUAUGUGUGUGUGUGUGUGUGUGUGUGUGUGAUUCCAAUGCAAAUAUAAUCUUCAAAUGUAAUCACUGAAUGUAGCCUGAAUGAUGAGUUUGUAUUUAUAAGUAAAAUAUUUGUCAUAUAAA